GACCCCUGACCUAUUUUCACCUGCCAUGUGUCAAUCAACCAUGACGCCUUUAAACCAACUGUAUUGACGACGCGCUGCCAUUGGUCAAAGUGAAGACCAAGGGGCGGGACAUAUGAAAAUCUCCCUUCUGAUUGGACGAGGGCGUGCGGCUGGUGGAAGUUCUGCAGGCGGGUUCUGAAAUGAAACAGUUUGCAAGUUGGAUGGGAAGCAGGAAGGAAGAUUAAAGAAGACUCUCUCGGAACUCUGACUGCCUGCCUUGGAUAAAGUCACUGAUAUAAGGAGACACGCACAGCCUCAAAGGGGCGGGGCCAUGUCUGGUGGCAACAGUGCUAACAACAGCUGGACCAUCGUCAGUCCUGAGGAGCCUAUUGCUGGAACCGUGAGGCCUCUGGAGGAUGUGACAAAGCAUCAUGAGCAAGGCGGUAGUCCAAGCAACCAGCCUGCAGAGGAUGCCGCAUCUUCACGGAGUCUUACUGGGGUAGACCACAUGGCAGCUGAUGAGAGAAAGAAAGACCUGAGUGGAGACUCUGAUCAUCCCUCCUCCAUGCCCUCAUCUGUCACUGAUGACCCUGUUCUCUCCCACCAUGCACUCGCUGACUCCACAAGUCACGCGACACCCUCCUCUAAUGAGCCCGCAGGCUUUCCGCUUAGCACAGAGACUCUGGGAGGGGCUGAGCUCACAUCGGAGGGGAGGUUGACACAAGAGGGAGCAGAGUGUCUUCUACAGAAGGUCGAGGAUAUACAGAAGGAAGGGGAGGACUUGCACCUGGCUCCAACGUGUGCUGAAAAACACACAGACUCGCAGUGUUUGGAUGAAGAAAAAGCAAAGGAGUCCAAGGAGCAAUCAGACACCGAGGAGAAGAGGAGGACUCUCCUGGCAUCUCUGGAGCGGAUCGGGAGGAUAGAUGAGGAAGAGGAGGAAGGAGAGGAAGAAUUCCAUCUGCCACAACGGGAGGACGACAGUAUGUUCUCCCUGAACAGGUGCAUCCUGGGUGCGGUCAUCCUGGUCAGCCUGGGAACCAUUCUGUUCUCAGGUGUCUUCAUGGACCUGGAUGACGACAGUGACUCCAUUACCAGGGAUUUUAGAGAUGCCGAGGAACCAGGAAAACAGGAGUGGCUUCAUCCAGAAAUUCCCUCAUCCCCAGUAGAUGCCGACAGCUCUGAGCUUCUGAGCAAAAUUGCCAAAGGAAACCAGCAGAUUUCUGUUCUGCAAGCCCAACUACAGGUGCAGAAAGAAGAGCUGAAUGCGGCAAAGGGUCAAGCGGCGAAGGGAGAAUCGCAGCGUCUGCGCUGGGAGGAGGAAAACAGCAGGUUGAAGUCAGAGAUGGCGUCCCUCCCUCUCCUUCAGAAGGAGAACGACAAGAUGAAGCGAGAGCUGGAGACGCUGUCGACCCUUCAGAAAGAACUUGAGACCCUCAGGACAACUGUCAGCGAGUGGAAACGCACAGUGCCCUCAAGUGGUCAUCUAGCAGACGCACAACAGGCGGCAUCUCCUAAACACGGGAAAGAACACAAAGAGACGUUUCAGAGGAAGGAUAAACACGACCGGGGAGAGAAAAAAGAGUGGAAGGAGAGCAAAAAGUCAGAAUGGAAAGAAGGUGAGAGACAUGAGCGCAAGGAGGCAAAAGGUGUGAAACGUGAGCAAGACAAGGUGAAGAAAGGGGAAGGACAGCCUGAGAGAAAGAAUGAGGAGAAAGAGCGGAAGAAGGAGAAAGUGAGCCGAGGAGACGAGGGACAGAUGUGGAAGGAGAGAGGUGAGAAGACGGAGAGGAAGGGGAAGGAAUGGAAGGAGGACAAAGAGUGGAAGAAGGACAAGCAUGAGAAGAAAACGAAGGAGUGGAGAGGAGGAAAAGCUGAAGAAGAGAGUCACAAGAUGAAGGACAAGUGGAACGGGGGAAAGAAAGUGAAGGAUGGCUUUGAGGAACAUGGCAAGGAAAAAUGGGAGAGAAGCGAGAAGAAGAAGAAGGAUGGGAACUGGAUGAAUAAAAACCCAAAAGAGGAGAGGAAACAUUGUGAGGAUUCCAAAAAACAAGAAAAAGAGAAGGAUGAGUGGAAGAAUCAGAACAGGAAAGGUGAUCCGCAUUCCAUGAAGGCAAUGAAAAAAGGGAGGAGGAAAGAGGACAGCGGAGAGUGGAGAGAAGAUCCCACACAUGGAGAUGUGCACACAGUCACUGGUUACCACCGUCAGCACCAGAAGGAGCACCUGUGGACAUCACCGCUCCUCCAUCAGGACCAGGCGGACUACUGGACCCAGCAGAGGAACCGCCUCCACAGGAAACCCAAAGCCCCCGAGCACUGCCCCUCCCCGGAGGCCUGCGCCCAGGCGGAGGGCCUGCGCCCUGUCCCCUUUGCCCAGUUCCAGACCCUCCUCCAGGCCUACCUGGACAAGGCGGAGCAGGCCGGCGUGGACUCCUCCCAGAGAGAGGCCCUCCAGAAGCUCGCCGCCGAGUUCUUCCGGGACGGCGUUUUCGUGCACGAGCGGGCCAACUUCCGUCGCUUCGUCAAGGACGUGGCCGACAUUCUUGAAGACAUGGUGGAAGAGGACGACGAGGACGAAGAGGACGGCGCGCUGGAGGACGAGAUGGAGGCGUUCGGAAGGGAAGCGGUGGAGAGGUUCCUAGCGGCGGGGGGGGAGACACACAAAGGCGAGGGGAAGAAGGAGAGCGGGCGAGCGAGCGGCUGAUAGAGAAAGUUCUAAGAUGGAACAUUGGGGAACAUUUCAUUUCAUUUAGUGCCUAUGUUUUGAUUGCAUAACCAGGCAAAUGUUCCGCAUAUCAAGAAGGAACGUACUGUACUGUGCUGUGCGGGAACCUUAUUAUUGACACCAUUCUGUUGGUUUCCAUGGUGAUGUUUCAUUGGCGGGAAAUAGUGCUUUUUCUUUUUUAUUAAGUAAGAAGUCCUCUAGGAAUAUUUGUACAUACUUGCAUUUGAUUUUUAAGUUAAACACAAAAGGUAACUUUUUUUUUUGCUCAUUUUGGCAUUUCAUAGGAAGGCACAUAAAAUACUUUUAUAAGCUUGUUUGUAGCGUUUCAGUUACAUAAUCCUACACUUAAGUGUUGUCAAGUUUGUGUGUUAUUAUUGAACAUAUUGACAAAUGUUUAGUGUUUACUUUUGCUUAUUUUCAGCAUGGAAACUUUCAUUCUGUUAGAAUGUUGAUAUUGUCACUUGUGUUGUUGCCAUGGCAGUGGUUUAAUAAAGUUGGGCACCCUA
Messenger RNA from Nerophis ophidion (straightnose pipefish), 3210 nucleotides. It is a transcript of the gene pbxip1b, whose product is annotated as pre-B-cell leukemia homeobox interacting protein 1b. The coding region runs from base 311 to 2683 and encodes 790 amino acids. Lineage: Eukaryota; Metazoa; Chordata; Actinopteri; Syngnathiformes; Syngnathidae. The record is from RefSeq and is a predicted model, not a curated record. The transcript has 11 exons.